Messenger RNA from Hippopotamus amphibius kiboko, 6086 nucleotides. It is a transcript of the gene CIITA, whose product is annotated as class II major histocompatibility complex transactivator. Gene Ontology annotation, molecular function: ATP binding; protein binding. Gene Ontology annotation, biological process: inflammatory response; positive regulation of MHC class II biosynthetic process; positive regulation of transcription by RNA polymerase II. Lineage: Eukaryota; Metazoa; Chordata; Mammalia; Artiodactyla; Hippopotamidae. The transcript has 21 exons. The record is from RefSeq and is a predicted model, not a curated record. The coding region runs from base 81 to 3455 and encodes 1124 amino acids.
GCGGAGCCUUUGGGCAAUGGACACCCAAGUAGCCUCCAACUCCUGGUCACCACAAAAAGCACAGCAGGGAGCCACUUCAGAUGAGGGCCCUUGUGGAGCUGUGGCAGCAUUUCUUUGCCAGUGGACAGUGCACCACCAUGGAGUUGGGGCCUCUAGAAGGCGGGUACCUGGAACUUCUCAACAGCAAUGCUGACCCUUUGCAGCUCUACCACCUCUAUGACCGGAUGGAUCUGGCUGGAGAAGAAGAGAUAGAGCUCUUCUCAGAACCUGACACGGACACCAUCAACUGUGAACAGUUCAGCAGGCUGUUGUGUGACAUGGAAGGUGAUGAAGAGACCAGGGAAGCUUAUGCCAAUAUCGCGGAACUGGACCAGUACGUCUUCCAGGACUCCCAGCUGGAGGGCCUGAGCAAAGACAUUUUCAUCGAGCACAUAGGACUGGAAGAAAUGAUCAGCGAGAGUGUGGAGGUGCUGGAGGAAGCAGGGCAGAAAAGUCAGAAAAGACCCUUCCCAGAGGAGCUGCCUGCGGAUCUGAAGCACAGGAAGCUAGCCGAGCCCCUCACCAUGCCCGUGGUGACCGGCGCUUUCCUGGUGGGGACAGUGAGCGACUCCCCGGCUCAGCCCUGCCUGUCACCACCUGCUCUGUUCACCAAGGAGCCAGCAUCCAGCCAGAGCCGGCUGAAGGACACGGUGCCCCCUUCCGGUUCCUUAUUGAGCUGCCUGAGUCUCCCUGCUGGACCCAUCCAGAUCAUCCCCACUUUCUCCACUCUGCCCCAGGGGCUCUGGCAAAUCUCAGGGCCCGGGACAGGGGUCUCCAGUAUACUCAUCUACCAAGGUGAGAUGCCCCAGGCCAGUCAAACACCCACCUCCAGCACCCCAGCUGCCCACAGCCUCCCGAAGUCCCCAGACCGGCCCGGCUCCACCAGCCCCUUCGCCCCUUCUGCAGCUGACCUCCCGAGCAUGCCUGAACCAGCCCUGACCUCCCGGGCAAACCUGACAGAGGACGAGAUGUCCCCCACCCAAGGCCCGGCAGCGCGUGAGGUCUCCAGUAAGCUUCCCAAGUGGCCUGAGAGUGUGGAGCAAUUCUACCGCUCGCUACGGGACAAGUACCAGGCUAAGCCCGCAGGCCCGGAAGGCAUCCUGGUGGAGGUGGACCUGGUGAGGGUGAGGCUCGAGAGGAGCAGUGGCAAAAGCCAGGAGAGAGAGCUGGCCACCCUGGACUGGACGGAGCGGCAGCUGGCCCGAGGGAGUCUGGCCGAGGUGCUACUGGCCUCUAGCGACCACCGGCGGCCACGUGAGACGCAGGUGAUCGCCGUGCUGGGCAAAGCAGGACAGGGGAAGAGUCACUGGGCCCAGGCCGUGAGCUGGGCCUGGGCCUGCGGACAGCUGCCACAGUACGACUUUGUCUUCUGCAUCCCCUGCCACCACUUGGACCGCCCGGGGGACACCUACCGCCUGCAGGAUCUGCUCUUCUCCCUGGGUCCGCAGCCACUGCCGGUGGAUGACGAGGUCUUCAGUUACAUCUUGAGGAGGCCCGACCGCGUUCUGCUCAUCCUGGAUGCCUUCGAGGAGCUCGAAGCCCAAGACGGCUUCCUGCACAGCGUGGGCGGACCCGUGUCGGCAGAACCCCGCUCCCUCCGGGGGCUGCUGGCCGGCCUCUUCCAGCGCAAGCUGCUGCGGGGCUGCACCCUGCUGCUCACGGCCCGGCCCCGGGGCCGCCUGGCCCAGAGCCUGAGCAAGGCCGACGCCCUGUUCGAGCUGGCCGGCUUCUCCGUCCAGCAGGCCGAGACCUACGUGACGCGCUACUUCGAGUGCUCGGGGGCCACUGAGCACCAGCAGAGAGCCCUGGCGCUCCUGCAGGCCCGGCCGUUUCUCCAGAGUCACAGCCACAGCCCCACCGUGUGCCGGGCCGUGUGCCAGCUCUCGGAGGCCCUCGUGGAGCGGGGUGAGGAGGCCCAGCUGCCCUCCACGCUCACGGGCCUCUACGUUGGCCUGCUAGGCCCAGCAGCCCGCCACAGCCCCCCGGGGGCCCUGGUGGGACUGGCCAGGCUGGCCUGGGAGCUGGGCCGCGGUCACCAGAGCAGCCUGCGGGAGGACCAGUUCCCGUCGGCGGAGGCCAGGGCCUGGGCUGUGGCCCAAGGCUUGGUGCAGCCCACCCUGGGGGCCCCGGAGACGGAGCUGGCCUUCUCCAGCUUCCUUGUGCAGUGCUUCCUGGGGGCCAUGUGGCUGGCUCUGAGCAGCGAAAUCAAAGACAAGGAACUGCCGCAGUAUUUGGCAUUGACCCCGAGGAAGAAGAGGCCCUAUGACAACUGGCUGGAGGGGGUGCCGCGCUUUCUGGUCGGGCUGGUCUUCCAGCCUCGCGCCGGCUGCCUGGGAGCCCUGGCAGGGCUGGCAGCCUCCACCUCGGCGGACAGGAAGCAGAAGGUGCUCACCAGGUACCUGAAGCGGCUGCAGCCAGGGACGCUGCAGGCGGGGCGGCUGCUGGAGCUGCUGCACUGCGCCCAUGAGGCGCUGGAUGCUGGGCUUUGGCAGCACGUGCUGCAGGGACUGCCGGCCCACCUCUCCUUCCUGGGCACCCGGCUCACGCCUCCCGACACCCACGUGCUGGGCAGCACCUUGGAGGCGGCAGACCGAGACUUCUCCCUGGACCUCCGCAGCACUGGCAUUGACCCCUCUGGAUUGGGGAGCCUCGUGGGACUCAGCUGUGUCACCCAUUUCAGGGCUGCCUUGAGUGAUACAGUGGAGCUGUGGGAGUCCCUACAGCAGCGUGGGGAGGACAAGUUACUCCAGGCGGUGGAGGAGAAGUUCACCAUCGAGCCUUUCAAGGCCAAGUCCAUGAAGGAUGUGGAAGACCUGGGCAAACUCGUGCAGAUCCAGAGGAGAAGACGUUCCUCUGAAGACACAGCUGGGGAACUCCCUGCUGUCCGAGACUUAAAGCAGAUGGAGUUUGCGCUGGGGCCUGUCUUGGGCCCUCAGGCUUUUCCCAAACUGGUGAAGAUCCUUGAGGUCUUUUCUUCCCUUCAGCAUCUAGACCUGGACUCACUGAGUGAGAACAAGAUCGGGGACGAGGGUGUCGCCCAGCUCUCGGCCACCUUCCCUCAGCUGAAGGCCCUGGAGACGCUCAAUUUGUCCCAGAACAACAUUACCGACGUGGGUGCCUGCAAGCUGGCUGAGGCCCUGCCCUUGCUGGCUGGGUCGCUCCUUAGGCUGAGCUUGUACAAUAACUGCAUCUGUGAUGUGGGAGCCGAGAGCCUGGCGCAUGUGCUUCCGGACAUGGUGUCCCUCCGGGUGCUAGAUGUCAAGUACAACAAGUUCACAGCCGCUGGGGCCCAGCAGCUCACUGCCAGCCUGAGAAAGUGCCCUCACGUGGAGAGGCUAGAGAUGUGGACGCCCACCAUCCCAUUCGGUGUCCAGGAACACCUGCAGCAGCUGGACUCAAGGACCAUCCUGAGAUGAUCCAGGCUGUGCCUGGAACAAGCACGUUCUCUGAGGACACUGACCACGCUGGACGCUGACUGUUUAUUUGUGGACACAGCUCUUCUCGGGCUGUUUCCCGUGAGCCUUGGCAUCCUGGUGCCCAGCCCCGGUGGCUAAGGGUCGGCCCCUGCUCAGCUGCAGAAAGGACCCAUGGCCUGCUCUGCGGACAGACCUGGGCCCGGUCCCAGGCUCCUUCAGGGCCCAGGUUGAUGUCAGCUGUGCUCAGUCACUGUGGUCCUGGCAGACACACAGGCGCCUGGUGGCAGCAGCUGUGCACCCAAGAGCCCUGAGGCAUUCCCUGCAGGGAGCUUCAGACAGCGUGGCCAGGCCAGAGCAAGGGAUAAGGCGGCCACAUCCCCGCCUGCCCAGCUCCCUGCUGGCCUGGGGAGGAAACACUGCUCCACGCUGCUCUCCUAGCAGGGCCAGAUCUGGAGAUCCCAGCAAGCAUCCUCCAGCCUGCUGAUUUCCCGAACCACGGCCAGCUGGGAUUCUACGACAGCUGCCUUCUGUCUCUGGGACUCACUGGUUUGCACUAACUUUGUUUGCCGAGGCCAAAGCUGGGCCUGGCCAGACACCCUGGACCUUAGCAGGAAAAGAGCUGAUGGUACACUAACGGAGGAGGAGAGGGCCAAUGGACUGGAACCCCUCUGCCUUUUGGCCUCCAUUUCCAGUGUCUUUUUUUCACUACAUUAUAAAUGGGUCAUUUAAUCGCACGGGCGGGUCCUGUGUUUGAGUUUAUAUGGUAAUUACUAUUUUGGGUGCCCACUCUUCUGGCUAGCUAAUGUAUCACAAACCACCUGCAAAACGCAGAGGCUUAAAACAGCACACACAUUAAUUCUGCUCACACACCUGUCUUUUGGGCAGGGGUUGGCAGGGACAGCUCUGCCCCACUCAGUGUCAGAUGGGGUUGUCUGAAGGCUCAGUCACUCGUGUGUCUGGCACCUGAUGCUGGCCAGUGGCUGCGGGCCUCGGUUUCUCUAAGGAAGUCUCUCCAUGUGGGCAAGUUUGGGCUUCCUCACAGCAUGGUGGCUGAGUUGAAGGGUGAUCACCCCAAAAGGAAGAGCGGUGGCGGCAGGCAGGGGAGACUGAGACCAUGGGGAGAGGUCGUGUCCUUUUUAUAAUCCAGCCUUAGCUGUCACACAGCAUCACUUCUGCCACAUCCUAUGGCCAGUUGACGGGGGGCCUUGCUCUCCUCCCCUCCCCAAACCCCUCAGCCCAACACACACAGCAGAGUCCACUUUGGCUCAAGUCCUGUCUUUUGGGAAAGGAUUUCUUCUGUGGCUUCCUACCAUCCAUUGGAAAAUUCUUUACUUGGGGGUCAGCAAGGUGGAGGCACCGUGAGCCUUGCCGAGUGUUUUCCUCCAUCUCUGAUCCUCCGCUCUGUCCUGGGAGUCGUUCUUAGCCGAGCUGGAAUCUGGCCCUGGCCGUGGCAAGGCUGGAAGGGACUUGGCAGCUUGGCUGUCUACACAGAGAGCUGCCAGGUCGGCUACUGUUGUUUUUCACUGGGGCACAGUUGCUCGGCCAGAAGCCCCGAUCUGGGACAGCUUGGCUCUCUGCUGGUGGCUGUGAGAGCUGCCUGUGCUCCAGUGUGCCGGCCCUGAUGCCUGCUUCCCAGACUCUCUUUCUCUUCCCAGUAAGUGGGCGUGAGGGGUCGGGAGGGUCAGAGUGAUGCUGAUCCAGCUGCCUGGCCGGCAGUCUUCACAGGAAGGCGGUGCCUUCCGCCUUGGCCGGUGGCUAAGGGCAUCAGGCCUUGCAGCUGGGGCAUCACCCCGCAGGGAGUCCCUGCAUUUGUGGACUCUGGGCAGUCCAUGGGACUCCCACUUGUGCAGGAAGACACUCCCCUUCUGAUGCCGGCAUCUAGGGCACCGUUCAGCCAGGUGGGGUGGGCACGGCUGUCCCCACUGCUUUUGGUCUGUUCAGAGGUAACAACAUGAGGUCAGAGGCUGUGGGAUUCAUAGUAAUGACUUUAAGUGAUAGCUACCACGUAUUGAAUGAGUUGAUACGUGUAUAGCGUUUAUCACAGCUCAAGGGACAUCGUAAGUGCUCAAUAAGUAUUGUCAAUGAUUAUCAAUCCUUUGUGCCAAGCAUGAUGCUGAGCCCCUCCUUCUCAAGAGGGACCACGAUGUAGGGUCAGCAGCUCAGACUCUAGAGCUAGACCACUUGGGCCCAGUGUCCAGUCACCACUUACUUGUGCAUAUGACUUCUCCGUGCCUCAGUCUCCUCAUGUGUUAAAUGGGCAUAAUCACAGUACCUUCUUCGUGGGGUUCCGUGGAGGUUCAGUGAGCGAAUACGCUGAGAACAAGAGCCUCCCAUCCAGUUCCAUACAUGUGGGCAGUCAUUAUUAUAUACAUUCAUGUGUUUCAUUCUCACUUCUGCCUGGAAAGUUUUCCCAGCUCUUCACGUGACCUGAAGGACUCAGUGUAAAGUAAAGCACAGCUCCUCAGGACCGUACUAAACAUGGACACCCUCCAGCCCCAUCGCUAGUCUAUCUUUUUCACACUUAUUUGUUGUGUUGUCCACUCUUGUCCUAGGAUGUGAGCUCUAAGAGGGAAGGUAACUUGUCUGUUCAUUGCUUGCCCUUUGCACCCAGCACGGUGCCUGCACGUAGUA